UCACAGUAUCUUUGGACCUUAUUAUCGAAGUUUUGUCUUUUCAGAGCAGCCAUUGAGUACCUGGUGAAAAAGUAGUUAAUGCUCAUUUGUUGUAAUUUAACUUAUUAAAUUCUCUUAACUAUGUCAGAUAAGAAAGCAUACCCAGUAGCCGGCCAACCGCCCGCGGGAUAUGUCCCUGCCCCUCCCCCGGCAGCAUAUGGAGCACUAGUGUGUAACUGUGGCUGUGCAGUGCCUGGAGCGACGCCGUACGGGGUGUUCCCGUCUCAAGCUCAGUUGUACGCUGCUGCCGCGGCCGCCCAGGGCCCGCCGCCCACGUACGACCAGUCUCUCGCCCACCCGGCCGCCGUCAACCAGCAGAUGUAUGCCCAGAGUGCAGCUGCAGCUCAGAUGUAUGCUGCACAGGGCUACCCAGGUUACCUGGGCUACCCUGCCUACAGUCCCAUGCAGGCAUACUAUCCUUCGCUGGCAUACUCAUACCCAGGAAUCCAGCCUGCCCAGCUGAGGCCAACCAUUAUGGUUCCUAAUGGUUUCGACGCUGGUGCUCGAUUCGAUGGCAUUGCGCAGCCAGUGCUGCCACCUGCACCCCCUGGCGUACCUGCAAAUGCUGCACAGUUGGCUGCAAUGGCCGGCCACAAUGUGGCUCUAGGGCAGAAAAAGGGCUCCUUUCUGGCCGGUGGUAGUGACGGUGGCUACACCUUUUGGUAGGGGGUGGAUGCCAUGUGGGAAACAUGAGAUUACGGGAUGGGUCUUUUGAGAGUCAUGCCUAGCACCAACUGUUACUUCACAUCUGCCUAAGCUGCUGUUUCCAAAGCUAUACACUUCUGCAGUGGUGGUGUCAUCAGUUUCAUUAGGUAUUAAUAAUUUGAUAACUAUCAAUAAAACCUAUUAACGCCUUCUAAACAUACUACUCAGGAAUGAUAAAAUUAGUGAACAUCUUUGUGUGGUUUGCAUUAUUCUCAAUUUAUAUAGUUGUUAUUUUUUUGUGAGCUGCGAAAUAAUAGUUGGUGCUGGGAACGGAUUAUUUAUGAGCCGUUGCUGUACAACGUUUAUUCUAAGAUUAAAAAAAAAAGUUCAUGUUAAGUGGUUAAGUCUCUGUUUUUCCUUCGUUGAGUGCUGCACUUAUGUGUGGCUGCUGGCUAGUGAGAAUGAGUGCUGGAGAAUUAAAAUAUAUAAUAUUUCAUCUGUUCAGUAGCUUUAACCUGCUGCAGAAGUAGUAAUAAAAAUAGUUGCUAGCAUUCAGAUGUGGUACUUGAUUGAGAAAAUAGGAAGUAGAUAACUGAAUGCAAGUGAUUUAAGGCAUGGGUGUUCUUGAAAUGUUAUCCCAAACUGAUUAAAAAUAUAUAUAACAUUGUGAAUCUUACGUUUUACCAUCUAAGAAACAUGUAAAGCAUUUUUUUUUUAAAGCUGUUUAUGUAACUUGAAGUUUUAUUUUAAUUUUGUGGACAUAGGUUUAGUUAAACAAGGAGGAAUCUGAAAAUUGUGUUGGUGGAUGUAUGUAUUGCCAGUAACUGCAUUUUAAGUGGCAUGAUGCACCUAUUCAUGCAGAACAUUGUACGUCUAUGUGUUCACAGCAGAAACUGUAUCUCCAACAGAUCAAAAAAUAAUAUUAAAAGAGUUUGAAAAAAAUAAUUUAAUGCCUUCUUAAAAUAAAGGUGCAAUAUUACUUAGUCUGAGUAUUUUAGUUACUUCGUGAAUACCAUUGUUUUUACUAUAAUAAAAGUUACUCUAUACAAAUCAACUGGCACAGAAUGUUGCAAAUGGUAUCUGGUGAUGUGUAACUACUGUUUUGACUGUUAUUCUUCAUAUAGUGGCCAACUGUUCUGGAAUAAUGAUGGCAGCAUGUUAUAAGUGCUAUUUGGCAUGGAUGCUAAAAAAAAAUGUUUGGUAGAAAUAACGUAGUGCUUCAAGACUGAUCAUCUCUCUUUACACUAAUGUGUUCCGUAGUUCCUUGUAUUUCUCUCGAAGUAGUGUGUUGUGUCAUUAAUCUCAACAUACUCUGUUCUUUCUUUCUGACGCUGUUAAAUGCAGCAUGAAGCAUUAUUUCUGUAUUUGAUGUUGCUACCAUCUGAGUUGUUCCACACAAACAUUCUGUGAAUUAGUGUACCAAGGCUAAUUGUGCUGAAACUAGUGCCGGCCAGUCCAACUACAUUCGGCGUAAUUAUCUUUUUCUACUGCAGCAUUCACUCUAAUUUUAAAAUUGGUACAUAGUAUUGUUGAUUAGGAGUUCAGUAGGUUUUUUUUUUCCUUUCAUGAUCUGUUAUGUUUGUGUCUGGGAGUCUCAAAAUGCAAUACAUAACCUUGUGUUGCAUUAUUUAAUGUUACAAUUUUUCAUGUAUGUGAGUAUUAAUUAGCAACAGCAACAUUCAAAAAUGUAUUUAGUGUAUUGCAGAUAUCUUAUUUCUUUAAUAAUUGUAGGUGGAUUUUUGAGGUUAUUCAUUGAAAAUUUUAUUAUUUGAAAAGUGAGUUUAUUCUUCUUCAUAGUAAUUGAUUGAAAUUAUUUUAAAGUAAGCUCAUUUGUAUUUUUUUUUUCCCCUCUUAUCUUGCCUUAGGUAUGUAAUAGGUGAAAGAAAGUAGGGUUGUACAAAUACUGCUAUUCUCGAAUGAAACAAAAAUAUAACUUCAGAUAGUUUUUGUAAGACAUAUGAAAUUUUUUGAUUGUUUCUCUUGCUGUUUAUUAAGAUUUCCAUGUUUGUUUCUUGGUUCUUAAAGCAUUCCUGAUGUACAAUUUGAUUUAUUCUCAGUCAUCUUAGCAAAUUACAGAAUAAUAAGUGCUGAUCUAAUUUGUAUCAGUUAAUUAUUUUUUGGCUCUUUUUGUUUUUAACUUUUUAUUAAUGCUAUUUCUAAUGCUCAGGUUUAAGAUUUAAAAUGGUUCAAGAAUACAAAACAACAUAAAAUAAUGGGUUCUAAAAAAGUGUUGAGGCAACUCAAUUGUUGUAAGAUAACACAUGACUAGAUUAUUUAGAGUUUAAACUUGUACAUGUUAAAGUUGCAUAAAGAUUGCUUAAGUUAACUGGUUAAGUUGCACAGCAUUUAUCUUUAUAAAAAUUCACGUAUAAAAAAUUAAAGAUGAGUACUUGCAAAGUAUAAUGACCAACUGUGUAAUUGCUAUAGUAACCUGGGAAUAGUGAAAACUCUGGCUGCGACUUAUCCUGCUUAAGGGUGCUUGACAAAGUUGCUUAGAAGGAAAUGUGACUAGUGUAGAUCUAAACAAUACAAUUGAGCAAAAACUAAUUGUGAUGCCAAACUUGAAUUUUUCACUGUUAUUGAGGAAACUCAAGUAAUGACGUGCCGAUAUUUUAACAAGUAGCUAUUCUCUUAAUGACUGUAACGGUAUCAGGAACACAAUAUACAAGCGAACUGACUUAUUGAAGUUUCAAAAAUUGAAGUAUGGCUAGUGAUAAAUUCAUUGGAAAACAAAAUGGCAAUUGAAGUAAAAUUUGUGCAAAUUAAAAAUGGUAAUAAGGAAUGUUGCCAUUUGGAAUAUUGGAUUGGCCUGUGAUUUAUCAUGGUUUUAACACUGUUGGGGGGAAUGGGGGUGAGUAAUAGUCUGAUAUAAAAACGCAUGAGAUGCAUACAUAAGUUUCACCCUGGUUACUACUACUACUACUACUAAGAGAUAAUACAUCAGUAAAACCCUUUUACAGCCCUUAAUGGUUCCUGGGAGGAAUAGGGUGAGAAAUUUAGUAAUAAAUAUUUUCGGCCGAUUGACCCAUUCCCGAUAACUGCAUUUCAAAAUGUGACAUUUGUUGCACCAAGUCUGUGUUCAGUUAUGUCUGGCUCAAAAUUAACAAGUUUGAAAACUUAAAAUGUAAAUUCAUUUUAUUAGUCGACCGUCUUUCGAAAAGAAAAUACAAAUUGUAAGCAUGUCUGACCACCUUCCUUAAUAACUAAAAUGAUCAUAAACACGAUGCAAUGGGCGGCACAACUAUAUAUUUUAAUGAACGCUAAGUCCAUUUGACAUGGUUUCUUAAGGAAAAUGAAAGGAAUUUAAUCAAAAUCAUAAUUGAUUAAACGUAGGAUCUAACAUGUUAUAGCAUGAGAUCAUAACCUUAUUAUACCUUAUGUUUAUAGGUGGAUGUUUUCAACCAAAUCCAUGAAAGUUUCCUUAGCUGCGUUUUGAAAGGUGGGGAAAAGUUUUUAGCGAUUCUAAAACUUCCCGAAUUUUGGGAUCCUUCACAGCCCUAUUUUCUACUCGUACCAAAAUAAUGUCAAAUGUAUUAUUUAAUAAAAAAAAAUGCAAGUUGUUAACAACUGCUCAAACUCUAGCCUAAAGUAAAACCAAAUCUUAGUCCAAAAACAAUUUGUUAAUCACCAAACAUCAUUCACAAAAUCAAACCAUAAAAUGUUACCAAAUAGUAAAUAAAAACAUGAAAGUUGUCACCAAAUAAUAUAAACCAAGAUAAAUCCAAAAUUGCGUAAAUCUAAGUCAUAAUAACAGAAGCAGGGAGGCUAACAUGUAUAAGAACAAGCAAUAUCAUAGUUAGUUACCAGGCACCAAGUGGCGUGGAAUAGUCACCUGUGGGAGGAGGGUAAAGGGGUGUCUACUGCACCACAAGCAGUACAGUGCUCAACAAGAGAAAUAAAAUAGUUACAACAGGGCUUUACUGUACAUAACUGAAAACUGCACUUGUAAAAACAAAAUUGAUGUUAGGUGAAAUAGAACCUUAUUUGAGGCUUAUUUCUGUUCAUUUAGCAGUGUAUGUUUAGUAUAAAUUUUCACUCUUAUAAAUUGAAAUGCUGUGUUCCUAAAGAAAUUUAUAAACUUCAAAAUGACAACUAUCAAUGGGAAGAUAGUUAACAUUACCAAUACGCAACAUAUGUAUACACCGCCAAUCUUAUGCUGCAUAGGACUUUGAAAACUGUUAAAUAUCAUUAGUUAGGUCCAAAUAAAAAAUGUAAUGGUAUAACCAUGUACAGUGAUUGGGACUUCUUGUGCUUGGCAUCGGGAAGGCCACCUAUUAUUACUGGUACGUCACUAUCCAACCGUAGUAGGUCAUGAUUACAUUAUUUUUGCUAAAGUAACACAAAUAACUGAACUGUUUUAUAUCUCAACCACAACUAGUAGUUAAUUGUUAUGCUUGUGCCUUUUACAGAGAGGCUAAGCACUUGCAGCAUGUGGUGUGGAGUUUGAAUAUUUGUGUAGCCUGUCAGCAGUGUGCUUUAGGAUGGGUGAAAAGCAUUUCCACUGCAUUCCUGUAAAACUGAAAUCCAGGUACAUGGUGUAGGUAGCAACACCAGUACUAUAAACAGGAUUUGUGCAGUCAGCUAAUAACUUAUAAAAACAUGCCCUACAAAUGAUUAUUAAAAUAGUGACCAUUAUUUUAUAUCAAGCAGUAAUUAUUUUGAAUGUUUAUCAAAACAUCUUGUUUUGUUCAAAGAAAUUAAGAAUGUUAAAGCUUAGAGUAAAGUCUUAAGGAUAAGAGAAACUGUAAACUACAUCUGACUUAUUUCAAGAUUCACCCAUGCUUGAAAUAAAUGUUUUUUCCCUUUUUUAUUUUUGUUAUGAAUGUUUCACAUAUGUUAAUGUGUGUGAGUGUGUUGAAAACAUUGUAAAUGAUGUAUGAUUUUGUAUUCUUGUUGAAAAUUUUUAAAGUAUGAUGAGAAAAUUUGACUCUUAUGUCUAAUUUUUUUUCCCCUCUGAAACAUUUUUCUUUUGAACCAUUUUUCCUGUUAAAAUUUUGAGUAUUAGAGUGCAUACUUAUUAAAAAAUUAUUUUAAGAAAUGAAACAUCAGGGUAUCUGAUCUGUAUUUCUGCAUUUUGUUAAAUAUAUAUGCUAAAGGUAAAAAAAAUCAGGUAAAAGAUUUUGUCAUUCCAAUUGUGUUGUGGUUAGGGAUGGGUCUAUUCAACAUUUCUUCGAUUCCAAGUCGAUUGAGAUUGGUACCAAUCUUUCUAAAUAAAAUUAUGGAAAUCUAAGCAGGUUAACUGUCAGAAUAACAUUUAAGAAGUAAACUUAUAUGUGAAAAGCUUGCAAGUAUUGUGACAUUCUUAAUUAAAGCUGAUUCAAAUCCAUGA
Messenger RNA from Bacillus rossius redtenbacheri, 6013 nucleotides. RefSeq names its product DAZ-associated protein 2-like. The record is from RefSeq and is a predicted model, not a curated record. NCBI's taxonomy places the organism in Eukaryota, Metazoa, Arthropoda, Insecta, Phasmatodea, Bacillidae. The coding region runs from base 121 to 705 and encodes 194 amino acids. The transcript is spliced from 5 exons.